ACAUUACAAUGAAGAUGGACAGCGUAAAUCGCUGUUAAUGGCUCAUGGUAUUGGGAUUGAGGAAAUGGAUGGCCUACAACAACCAAUACAGCCGACGACACGAACCGAAGCUAGCUAACCACUAGGUCACCAGUAUCAGUAUCAUAAGAACAAGUCGAACUUCGAGGUUGAUGCACUGUCGCGAGAUGUGGUGUUUACAUGCGUGCGUACGUCUUCUGUUGUGCGUUUACUAGUUCGGUGUUUUUGUUUUUUUAAUUUAUUUUUUUAUUUUUUUUAUUAUUUGUGCAUGUUAACCACAUGAAUCGCGCUUAUUAGCAAUACCUAUUUGCUUGGAAUGCGAUUUAAUUUAUUCAAUUCACAGAGAUGAUAUUCAAACGAAAAUAUUUUAUGGUAUUCGAUUUAGGAUCAUUGUGUUACGGAGCAUUCACAGCGAUAAAAAUACUAUCGAUAAGUUGUAUAAUAAUAAAUUCAACUUCGUACUGCGCAGCGCCGUCGAUGUCUUCAUUAGGAAUAGAUAACGAAUUAGAAGGCGCCCCAGAAGGGUACUACGCUUUUGUGGAAUCUCCCAAGAUGGAACCACCUCAAGUGAAACUACCACCAUAUAUUAGACUGAAUCGACCUUGUACAAGUAUUGGAAAACGUAUCAGUUCGCCCAAUGCGAAUAAAAAAUCAUUAAACAAUUUAUGCGGUGAUCUCAACAAAGGGGCCAUACCAGCCAAUCCAAUGAAUCAAAAUAUUUACGGUACUCCGUACCCGUUCGAGUUAAUUAAAAAUAAAACGUUGGAGUUCUUCAGCAGAACUUUACCGAUAUUGAAAGCCGAUGAAACUAUUCCAAAAGUAGCAACACUUCAGGCAGAACCACAAUAUUAUUUAUAUCAGCAACCAAGCAACGCAAAAUUACACCAACGAAUAAAACGCUCCGGUUCGUCUAAUUCGAGCGACACGAUAGAAAAAAAGCAAGACACCAACUCGCAAACAUCCAGUUCAAAUGAUAACGUUACUCGCAGACAAUCGAGAAAAUUUUGCGACAACGAUCAAGGAAUAUGGUGUAUACUCUAUAAACUGAUACAAAGUCAAGUAUUUCGGUCUGUAAACGCACAAAAACGUCAAGACGCCCCGCAUUUAGAAUACAGAACGAGCGCUGACGCUGCAUCUACCCAAAAUCCUAUGCCUGCCGAUGGUCCAGCCACCCCUUGUCCGGCCAGAGUGGAAUAUGCGACUCCGGUUUUCGCUAGAAAUCAUCAAGGUAUAUGGAGAUACGUUGUGCAAAUACCGUACGAGGGAUAUUUCACUCAAACCAUCGAAGUAAUCAAAUGCACCAACCAAAAAUGCUUCUAUAUGGAAGGCGGUUGUUUAUCUUCGCCUCGUUGGGUUAGUUUAUUAGUAGCUGAAAUAUAUUAUCCGGAAACAAUCACGCCGAUAAAUCGCAGACCACCGGUUCACAGGAGUCCGGUGAUGAGCGACGAUCCUCCUCCAAUUGACGAUUUUCGAAAUUAUCAACAACAGUAUUUACACAAACGAGCUGUACCCUCGAGCAGUGAGACGAAAUCAUCAUCUAACACCAGAAAAGUACACUGCGACGGUGUCGACGAAUUAGGAUGUUUCCAGGUGAGAUUAUACUACGAUUGGUUCUUAGUCCCUGGAAGUUGUAAGUGUUGGAGGCCAGAUUACUUCCAGAAAUACAUGCGAUACGGCCGAGAUAUCAGUUAUGAACUGUAACGCCAUUAUUUAUUUUUUAAAAAUCAUUACUAUGUAAUGUAAUAUACAUUCUAAGUAGGUAGAUACGUAACGACUUGAAAAAAGUAUUUUAUACUCGUACGUAGGCAUAUUAUUAUUAAUUUAAUUUAUAUAUAAAAAAAAGAAAAUUCAUGUACUUUCAUUAUUUAUUAAGUAGAUGUACGUAUUAUGUUUAUGUAAUACGAAAUAGAAUGACGAAUGUAUGUAAAUAGUAAUAUAAAAAUAAACUCUCGACGAAAUCCCAACGUAUGACACUGGUACAAAGAAAAACACAAAAAUAUACGUUUUUUCCUCAAA
Planococcus citri (citrus mealybug) is the source of this 2034-nucleotide messenger RNA. It is a transcript of the gene spz6, whose product is annotated as Spaetzle domain-containing protein 6. The record is from RefSeq and is a predicted model, not a curated record. Gene Ontology annotation, molecular function: growth factor activity; Toll binding. Bases 364 to 1719 code for a protein of 451 amino acids. NCBI's taxonomy places the organism in Eukaryota, Metazoa, Arthropoda, Insecta, Hemiptera, Pseudococcidae. Gene Ontology annotation, cellular component: extracellular region. Gene Ontology annotation, biological process: innate immune response; central nervous system formation. The transcript has 8 exons.